UAAUUGUUGUCACAUCCUGUAGUCUCUUUUAUUUCAUUUUUGAUAAACAGAAUACAGGAUCCUAUGAAAAGCCAAAGGUGAUGGUAAUAUCCUUCUCCUCCUUCAACAUUAUUUCCGUGUGUGAUUGAAGAACAACUAAGGCAUGAAAGUGCGAUUGUCUUAUUGCCAUAAUUAAGCUGAUUACUCGCGGUUUAUUCAAAUACGAAGGAGGAGAUUCAGGAUUCAUCAUCACUAUUUUCAUCGGAAAUUCAAUCAAACCUGUAUUUCUGUUUUAGCAUUCAGGUGUAAUAUAUAUUGCACGUAUCUGAGUGUAUAUUUUAACAUCAAAUAAAUAUCUGCACACACGGGGUAAUAAUUUCCUCUGGUGAUCCCUUUUAUUCUUUAGUUUCAAGACCGUAAUUUAUCUUCUUUUUGGUCAUAAAGAUCGGUUUUGUUUCUAUUUCUGUUUAAAAAAAAAGAGACAAGCAGUAUCAAGAUUUCAUUUUUCUGUUUCUUCGUUAUAUGGUCCUUUUAAUUUUCUUUCCCUUUCUUGGAAAUCUUGAAUCAAAAUCCAAGACGUGUUGAGCUGUUACCCUUACAUUCUUUCUCUCCCCCCCAUCUCUUUCUCUCAUGCGUGUGUAAAUUAGAGAGAACUUUUGGGAGCUUUAAUUGAGCUCGUCAUCAUCCUGUGGUACUUCUAUGGAGUCCCAAUAGUGUUGGGCUUUCUGGGUAUUCGCAUUGUGAUUAUAUUUUAGCCUGGAAGUGAAAGACUACCGGAAAGAUUCAAUCUUGAAAGAAUUUUUGUUUGGAUAAGCUCUGCAAUGGCCCCCUCGUUUGGUUGGUGGGCUAAAGAAAGCCGUAGAGGCACCCCCGUGGUGGUGAAAAUGGAGAACCCAAACAACUGGUCAAUGGUGGAGCUGGAAUCUCCGUCGGAGGACGAUUUUCUAAUGGCGCCGACAAACCCCCGCCGGGAGAAGGUACGCCACAAGAAUGCCAAACAGUUAACAUGGGUUCUCCUUCUGAAGGCGCACAAGGCUGCCGGCUGCUUGACAUCAAUUGCCACCGCAUUAGUCAGCCUUGCUUCAGUCGUCCGCCGCCGCGUUUCUUCCGGGAGAACAGACUUCGCCGAUACCAGCGCGGCGGAGAACCCGAAUGUCAAGACUCGGUUCUACAACUGCAUAAAGGUCUUCCUUUGGCUAUCUUUAGUCAUGUUAGGGGUUGAGAUUGCUGCAUAUUACAAGGGGUGGCAUUUGAGAGCCGUAGAUCUUCAAUUUGAGUAUCUAUACACUUUGACUGAUCCUUUAGCGGUUAAGGGCGUGUUUGAUUGGCUAUAUUACACGUGGGUUUUUGUUAGGGUGGAAUAUAUUGCCCCCCCUCUCCAAUUCAUGGCCAAUGUCUGCGUUAUCCUCUUUAUAAUCCAGAGUCUAGACAGGCUUGUCCUCUGUUUAGGUUGUUUCUGGAUUCGUCUAAGGAAGAUAAAACCAAUUUCCAAACAUGGAACAUCAGAUCUUGAAACUGGUUACUUCCCCAUGGUUCUUGUACAGAUUCCAAUGUGCAAUGAAAGAGAGGUUUAUCAACAAUCUAUAGCUGCAGUGUGUAACUUAGAUUGGCCUAAAGAAAAGAUAUUGAUUCAAGUUCUUGAUGACUCUGAUGAUCCAAUUACCCAAUCUUUAAUUAAAGAAGAGGUUUAUAAAUGGCAGAAAGAAGGCAUCAACAUUUUGUACAGGCAUAGAGUGAUUAGGGAGGGAUAUAAAGCUGGCAAUCUUAAGUCUGCUAUGACUUGCAGCUAUGUAAAAGACUACGAAUUUGUUGCCAUCUUCGAUGCUGAUUUCCAGCCUAUGCCUGAUUUCCUUAAACAAACAGUUCACUAUUUCAAGGAUAAUGAGAAACUGGGAUUGGUCCAGGCGAGAUGGUCGUUUGUGAAUAAGGAUGAAAACCUACUAACGAGAUUACAACUUAUUAAUUUAGCAUUCCAUUUUGAAGUGGAGCAGCAAGUGAAUGGGAUUUUCCUGAAUUUCUUUGGGUUUAAUGGGACGGCGGGAGUGUGGAGGAUAAAAACUUUGGAGGAUUCGGGUGGGUGGUUGGAACGGACAACUGUCGAGGAUAUGGAUAUUGCUGUCCGGGCACACUUGCACGGAUGGGAGUUCAUCUUUCUCAAUGACGUUGAGUGCCAAUGUGAGUUGCCAGAAUCAUAUGAGGCUUACAGGAAGCAACAACAUAGAUGGCAUUCUGGACCAAUGCAACUAUUCCGUCUCUGUUUGCCUGACAUUAUUAAAGCAAAGAUCAGCUUUUGGAAGAAAUUCAAUUUAAUCUUCCUCUUCUUCCUUCUGAGGAAGUUGAUCCUACCAUUCUAUUCAUUCACCCUCUUCUGUGUCAUCCUCCCCAUGACAAUGUUCAUCCCAGAGGCCACCCUCCCCGCAUGGAUCGUCUGUUACAUUCCGGCUACCGUUUCGUUCCUCAACAUACUCCCCUCCCCAAAGUCAUUCCCCUUCAUCAUACCCUACCUCUUAUUUGAGAACACGAUGUCGGUGACAAAGUUCAAUGCCAUGGUUUCCGGACUUUUCCAGCUCGGCAGCGCUUAUGAGUGGGUCGUGACAAAGAAACUCGGCCGUUCUUCCGAAACCGACCUUGCGUCAUUGGUUGAAGAAGAGAAACCUAAACAACACCUAAGAGGCACGUCGGUCCCAGAUUUGGUGGAGUUGAGGGAGGAGGUUAUUGGGAUGGAGGUGGUAGCAGGAAAGGGAAAGAGACACAACCGGAUAUACACGAAAGAGUUGGCCCUUGCUUUCCUUCUCCUGACCGCUUCGGUUAGGAGUUUGCUUUCAGCUCAAGGCAUACAUUUCUACUUCCUGCUGUUUCAAGGGAUAUCGUUCUUGCUGGUUGGGCUCGACUUGAUUGGUGAGCAGGUCAUUUGAAGAGGAAAGUCUUAACACUGUAACAUUGAAGCCAGCCGAUGAGGUAAGGGGUGGGUUGGUAUGCAUUGGCCACUCCUAGAACUGAGGCCGGGGUGGGACUUGAAAGAGGAGAGUCCAAGUAUGCAAUAUUUCUGCCUGGAAGAGGAAAUUGAUCAAACAAAGAAAGCAUUACUGAAUGGUGGCAAUAUUUGUUCAUUAUUAGUAUGUUAUAUAUUUCCCACGCAGCAGUAUCUAUCUAGAAAGGAUUUUUUUAUUUUAUUUCUUUCCUUGGAUAUUAUAUAGGGAGAAAAGUAUAUUCUUUUGUAAGAACAAUCUGUCUAGUUGACAUUCACACAUGAUAUUUUUGUUACAGCUGAUAUAAAAGGAGAAAAGAUGCAUGGUAAAAUUUGUAUGUUGUUUCCUUA
This is a messenger RNA of Cuscuta europaea, 3298 nucleotides long. Lineage: Eukaryota; Viridiplantae; Streptophyta; Magnoliopsida; Solanales; Convolvulaceae. The record is from the annotation of a GenBank genome assembly.